Messenger RNA from Trematomus bernacchii (emerald rockcod), 4305 nucleotides. It is a transcript of the gene stag3, whose product is annotated as cohesin subunit SA-2. Gene Ontology annotation, biological process: sister chromatid cohesion. Lineage: Eukaryota; Metazoa; Chordata; Actinopteri; Perciformes; Nototheniidae. Gene Ontology annotation, cellular component: chromatin; cohesin complex; nucleus. The record is from RefSeq and is a predicted model, not a curated record. Gene Ontology annotation, molecular function: chromatin binding.
AUUCACGCUCAAUCCUCAAAGAUUGGAACAAAUUGAUCGAUUAUUUAAAAAAUCAUUACGUAAAACGCCGUAACUAUAACUGUCACUGACAAGUGCAAAGAUCAACCUACCUGUAGAUCUAAACCAAUCACUGAAAAUGGCAGCUGGAGACUCCUCAUUUGAAAGUCUUGACGAGAUAAACAACUUCUCAGAUUCUGGCAGUGACUACGAGGCGACAUUAAAAUCCACAAAGCGGAAAAAACAGGCAGUGACUGGUCCAAAGCCACUCAAGAGACCCAGGGAUAAAGCUGCAUUGAGGGGGUCCAGCCUCAGCAGCACUAGCAGCCCCAUCCCCACCCCUCCAACCCCCCCCCUGCAGCAGCAGCAGUCCCGAGGGAGAUCCAAGCAGGCCUCUCCUAAACCGGUGACGAGAGAGAACAAGGGGAACCGGGGAAUCAGUGCAAAGGAUAUCUAUGAUGCUGUCUGCUCUGGAAAGAGUGCCAUGGUGACGGUGGUGGACGAGUGGCUGGACAGCUACAAGCAGAGCCGAGAGGCGGGGCUACUGGUGCUCAUCAACUUCAUUGUUCAGUCCUGCGGAUGCAAAGGUGUGGUGAGCAGAGAGAUGUUGGACAGCAUGCAGAACGCUGAAAUCAUCAGCAUGCUAACCAGAGAGUUUAAUGAGGACUCAGUGAACUACCCUCUGUGUACUCCAGGCCCUGAGAUGAGGCGUUUCAAAGCCAGCCUGUGUGAGUUUACUCGGGUUCUGGUGCGCUCCUGUAGGAACAGCCUUAUUUUUGACGAGUACCUGUUCCCCACCCUGCUGGCUCUGCUCACCGGCCUGUCCGACUCGCAGGUCAGAGCCUUCAGACACACCAGCACCCUGCUCGCCAUGAAGCUGAUGACUGGGCUGGUGGAAGUGGCUGUGAUCGUGUCUGUUCAGCAGCAGACCACCCAGCGGCAAUACGACCAGGAGAACAGCAAGAGGGCAUCGGACAGAGCCUCUGACAGACUGGAGGAGCUGCAGGCCACCAUCAGUCAGCUGCAGGAGAACAAAGCGGAGGUAUCCUCCAUGAUGAACGCUACGUUUCGUGGUGUGUUUGUGCACCGUUACCGGGACCGGCUGCCUGAGAUCCGGGCUGCUUGUAUUGAGGAGUUGGGUGUUUGGCUGAUAAAUAACCCCGAAGACUUUCUGAAUGACGGAUGUCUGAAGUACCUGGGGUGGACCCUACAUGACAAGCAAAGUCCAGUGCGUCUGCAGUGUGUCCGUGCCCUGCAGGCCCUGUACCAGGAGAAGGAAUUAAUUGGCCGCCUGGAGCUUUUCACCAGCAGAUUUAAAGAGAGGAUGCUCUGCAUGGUGCUGGACAAAGACCUGGAUGUGGCAGUGGAAGUGGUCAAUCUGUUGCUGCUGAUCCAACAGAGCACAGAGGGUGGUCUGAGAGAGGAGGAGUGCGGUCACAUCUAUCCGCUGGUCUACGCUUCAAACCGAGGCCUGGCGUCUGCCGCUGGCGUCUUCCUCUUCAACAAGCUGAAAAGUGUGAUUGACAGUGAGAACCAGGUGAAUGGUACAAGUGGAAAUGCAGACCUCCUUCAAAUCCUCAUCACCUUCUACAUCCAGAGUGAGUUCCACGAGCACGGGGCGUACCUGGUGGACAGUCUGUGGGACGUGGCGAGAUCUGAGCUGAGAGACUGGGAGACCAUGACCACGGUUCUGCUGCAGGAGUCUGGUCUGAUGUACGAGGAGGAGGGGGCUCUCGUAGAGCUGAUGAUGUGCGCCCUCAGACAGGCAGCGCAGGCGAGCCCCCCUGUUGGGAGGACUUCGGGCAAGAAGCUUCUCGGUAUGAAGGAUAAGAAAGCCCAGGAGCAUGACAGGAGGCGCCUCACCAUGCACUUCAUCCCGUUACUGCCACAGCUGCUGGCCAAGUACUCAGCAGAUGCAGGGAUUGUGACUCUCCUUCUCAAAGCUCCCCUCUACUUUAACCUGGAGAUGUACAACAGCGUGCCGCGGCUGGAGAAGUAUCUGGACCAGCUGCUGUUUCAGUUGUGUGGGAUCGUGGAGAAGCACACUGAGGUCACUGUGCUGCAGGCUUGCUCCACCCUGUUCAGCGCCCUCUGUGCCGACAGCUACACCUUCUCCUCCCGCUCUCUCCUGGCCUUCAGCCAGCUGCUGGACGGCCUGACCGAGUGCUUCAGCUCCUACCUGAGCGACCUGCUGCAGGGCACUGCAGAUGACGAUAGCGUCUACAGUGCAGCCACUACUCUGAAGAGGAUUGCAGCACUGAGCAGUGCCAAGGACAUGACAGCCUGGAAGCUGUUCGACCCUUGCCUUGAGCUUCUGAAGAGCAGGAUUGAGUCCAGAGACCUCGACAAAGAGCUCAUGGUGUCGGCUCUGAAGUGUGCUGCCUUUCACCUGAUGUGGGCUAAAAUGAACGCAGUCAACUCAACUCCAGCUGAGGAGGAAUUAAAGCGUCUGAAGAAGGAGAUGCGCUCGUUCUGCAAAGUGUGUGAGACGUGUCUGUCUCUGAACCAGACGGAGAUCAGAGAUCAGGCGUUCGAGCUGCUGUGCGACCUGCUGCUCCUGUACGGUCAGACUGCGGUCCGCUCGGCGCCCGCCCUCCAGAUGCUGGUCCUCCAGCCCUCAGACUCCCUGCGCUCUGACAUGGCUGCUUUCCUCAUGGACUACAUCUUCUCUGACUCUGAUGAUGACGAGCUCAAUGUUGAGGAGGAGAUGAAGAUAACGCUUCUCCAGAGGAAGCGCAACCAGCUGGCUGGCUACUGUAAGCUGGUGAUCUACGGCGUGCUGGACCUCAGCGCCGCCACCGACGUCUUCAAGCACUACAGCAAGUACUUUAAAGACUUUGGCGACAUCAUUAAAGAGACCGUAAGCAAGAGCAAACUCAUCAGCCCCGUCCAGAGCGCCAAGACGAUCUGCCUCAGUCUGCAGCAGGUGUUCUCAGAGAUGCUGACGGAGGACCACAGCCAGCAGGAUCUCAGUGAGAUUAGAGAAUUGGCCAAGAAGCUUGCCAUGAGCUUUGGCAUUGAUCUUCAUCGCGUCCGCAAACCACUGGUGGCCUUGCACAUGGAUGGUAUACAUUUUGCAUUUCGGGAGCCACGGGAGGGGGAAGAGCCGAACAUUAACUUGGCCUUCCUGGAGAUCCUCAGCGAGUUCAGUUUCAAGCUGCUGCGUCAGGACCGCACCCAGCUCGCUGCCUAUCUGAAAUCAGAGUGUCCCUCUGCUGCCCUCUCCUGUCCGUCCGUCAGGAUGUAUCAGUGCUCCUUAGAGGGCCGCUCCUCUAAACCCAGAGAGAAGGAGGGAGGAGAUGCCGCCUCCUCUCACGAUACACCUGCAGCUAAACGCAAGAGGACCACUACCCCGGGUUCAGUGGCCAGCUCAGCCAGAGAGUCCUUGUUGGACAGCCUCAUUAUCCCCAGCACCCUGCCCACCCCCGCCCUCACCUCCACUGCCCAGAGAGUCGGAGCCAAGGAGCGAGCCGCCUCCAGAAAGCCCGGAGUCACAGAGAGUGAUGAGGGCAGCGGCUUCACUGAGCCCGAGUCUGAGGAUGACUUCUCCAUAGGGUCCAGUAUGCGCAAGGUGAAGCCCGUCAAGCGAUGGAAUCUCUCCUCCAGCCAGACCGGCACCUCUCUGGAUCAGCGGGACCUGAACUCCAACCUCACCUUACUCUCUCUGAUUGAGGAUGAUGAAGAAGGAGAAGAGCCUGAGAUUGAGGAUGAUGAAGAAGUAGAAGAGCCUGAGAUUGAGGAUGAUAAAGAAGGAGAAGAGCCUGAGAUUGAUGAUUAUGAGAGUGGCUCCAAUCAUGAAUCUGAAUAUUCACUGCCCUCCACGCGCCACACCUCUGCCAGCGUCCUCGAUGAGCUCUUUGACUGAGGACACGGAGACCUGCACCGCCGGGGGAACAACCGUUGUUUUUCGUUAAAGCAUCUCUUCAACAUUACUGCUUUUUCUGUGUUCUCAGUACAUUUCAGUGUACUAAGUAUUUGGGGCAUCUGUUCUUCUACAUGGCCACUUACCAAGUUCAUCUAUCAGAUUUAUUUCAGUCACAAAUGUUGUUGGAGGGGAAGAGGAAAAACUAAAUGAUUAUGAGUUUUGGGGGGAAAAGUUGAUGCCAUUUCACAAAAAAUAAAGUUGAUGUUUUGAAUGAAAAUGUUUAAAGGAGUGUUCAUUUUCAGUUAGAUUCUUGUUGGUUGAUUAUUGUCUGGCAGCAAGUUAAAAGUAUCUCCUGUGUCCCACUUUUUGAAGUUAGGUUCAUAACAUAUUUCACUGUUGUUGACUGUUUUUUUCUUGUGUAACGUUUGUUUAUAUAAUUAUUA